AGGUAAAAUCGACACAGACCAAGAACAUGGAUGAAGCGGAGUUGAAAGUGUUACAAGAAGAGAUUAAAGCUAUGGGGGACGAAAUUAGGUCUUUGAAAACGGAAAAAGCCGAUCCGACGUUGAUUAAAGCAAAAAUAGCUGCGAUGUUAGAAAAGAAGAAACUUCUUGGUGAUGGUCAAGCUGAUCAGGGAAAAUUUGUGCUUAAGACUCCCAAAGGGACGCGGGACUAUGGGCCGAAAUCGAUGGCUGUGAGGGAGUCUGUCCUCAAAGUUGUUGUUGAUGCUUUCAAAAGACAUGGGGCUGAAACCAUCGAUACUCCAGUAUUUGAACUCAGAGAUGUUCUAAUGGGUAAAUAUGGUGAAGAAGGUGGUAAACUUGUCUAUGAUUUACAAGAUCAGGGAGGUGAAUUGCUAUCAUUGCGGUACGACCUCACAGUUCCUUUUGCUAGAUAUCUAGCCAUGAAUAAGAUCUCAAACAUCAAAAGAUACCAUAUAGCCAAAGUCUACCGACGAGACCAGCCUGUCAUGACCAGAGGGCGGUAUCGAGAAUUCUAUCAGUGUGAUUUCGAUAUCGCAGGCCAAUAUGAUCUGAUGAUUCCCGAAGCAGAGUGCUUGAAAAUUGUAGAUGAAGUUCUUUCGAAACUCGAGAUUGGCGAGUUCUUCGUGAAGUUGAAUCACCGUUAUCUCUUGGAAGGCAUGUUCGCAGCUUGUGGAGCUGGCGCUGAUCAGUUCAAAACUGUCUGCUCGUCCAUAGACAAGCUCGAUAAAGUACCUUGGUGUGAGGUCGAAGAGGAGCUAAUCAAAGAAAAGGGUUUGACAAAGGAGAACACGGAGAAGCUGGGUCAAUUCGUCAGAUUAAGAGAGUUCAAUCCAUCCAUGGACAGCCUUGACCUUCUGGAUAAGUUGAUGGAAUUCGAGGAUCUAUCGAAGAAUCCGAAGUUCAAGAAAGGCGUCGACGAACUCAAAUUCGACCCGUCAUUGGCAAGAGGAUUAGAUUACUAUACGGGUGCUAUCUACGAAGCUGUUGUCCCAAAAGCUCUGGAAGGUGUUAGUCUAGAAGCAAAUGGUGAGGAACAGAAAGGAUUGCCUGUUGGUGUAGGAUCAGUUGCUGCGGGAGGAAGAUAUGAUGAGUUGGUAGGCAAUUUCAUCGGCCCAACGGGAUCUAAGGGGAAAGAAAAGCGUCAAGACGUGCCAUGUGUGGGAGUUUCUUUUGGCAUUGAGCGAUUGUUUGCUAUUAUGGAAGCGAAAAUGCAGAUUGAACAAAUGCAAGUGCGUACCACGGAAACACAAGUGUUUAUUGCGUCUGCUCAAAAGAACUUGUUGCAAGAGCGUAUGAAGCUGUGUGGACAACUUUGGAAUGAGGGCUUCAAGGUGGAAAUGGCUUAUAAAGCGAAUCCAAAGUUGUUAACCCAACUGCAAUAUUGCGAGGAUCGACUCAUUCCUUAUGUGUUGAUUGUGGGCGAACGCGAAUUACAAGAAGGCGUCAUCAAGUUGAGAAAUGUGAAAACAAGAGAGGAGCAGGAUGUCCCGCUUGCAAAAUUAGCGGAUAUCCUUCGUUCGCACCUUAAUUCCUUAUGAAAAAACAUUUCUGCUAUCAUCUGGUAACCUGAAAUCUCUCCUGUCGUACGUAGUCAUGUUGUCACUUUUUAUCUUCCAUCUCAUUGUCGCAAUGUUUACCAUAUUGACAGAUUUCUAUUUUUUUUUCUGAAAAUUCUUUGUUGUUAUUAGCUUUGGGUAUGCAAGAGGUGUCCCUGAUUGUUAUUGAUGCUAGGCUGAUCUUUGUUAUUCACUGGUAAUUUAUGGACUUUUUUGUUAUUAAUAAAUUUCUGGCUUUGAUGUGUUCCAU
Molecule: messenger RNA, 1845 nt
Organism: Cylicocyclus nassatus
Lineage: Eukaryota; Metazoa; Nematoda; Chromadorea; Rhabditida; Strongylidae
Source: the annotation of a GenBank genome assembly